Molecule: messenger RNA, 673 nt
Organism: Sitodiplosis mosellana (orange wheat blossom midge)
Lineage: Eukaryota; Metazoa; Arthropoda; Insecta; Diptera; Cecidomyiidae
Gene: Cks30A
Product: cyclin-dependent kinases regulatory subunit
Exons: 2
Coding region: 228-458 (76 amino acids)
Biological process (GO): regulation of mitotic cell cycle
Cellular component (GO): SCF ubiquitin ligase complex; cyclin-dependent protein kinase holoenzyme complex
Molecular function (GO): cyclin-dependent protein serine/threonine kinase activator activity; ubiquitin binding; protein kinase binding
Source: RefSeq, a predicted model, not a curated record
AAAGGAAUUGCAUGCGUUGAACAGAGAUAGAAAUGGUCGCGCGUCUCCUUAGCCAGUUGGAGUAAUUCAAAAUCAUCGGUUUGAAUCGGUUUAUUUUAAACAUUAGGCUUUUGUAUUAACAUCUGCGUGCAGACGAACAAACGUACAAAGAAAAACGCAAAAGUGCCGAAAUUGAAAUACAUUUUAUUUUCGUCAUCUUAUCGAAUUGAUUGAAUAAUUGAUACACAAUGAGCAAAGAGAUUUACUACUCAGACAAAUACUUCGACGAUGAAUACGAAUACCGACACGUCGUAUUACCGAAGGAAUUGGUGCGUUUGGUGCCGAAGACACAUCUAAUGUCGGAGACGGAAUGGCGAUCGAUCGGUGUACAACAAUCUCGCGGAUGGGUACACUACAUGAUUCACACACCAGAACCACACAUCCUCCUGUUUCGGCGUCCACUGAGCAAAACUGCUUAGAGCUGUUUCCUCAUCACACCAUUUACUACUUGAUAUAAUUUUUUUUUUGUUUUUAGUUCUUAAAAAAAAUCUUCUGUUUUGAUAAACGAAUAAUGUCAUAAGAGCUAUCGUCGAUUGCUGUGAAUUAUUCAUACAUUCUAAGUGCAUCUUUUAAUCAAUAAAAAAAAAAUACUAUGUUAAUAGAAACAACUGAAUAACACAAAAACAAACGAAAA